CCAAAGUGCGAGAAAAAGAAACCCUAACACAGAAGCCCAUCGGUCCAUCUCUAAAUUCCGAAUGCCCAAACAGCUUCGUCCAAGUACAUCCGCGAAUCGUAUCAUCUGGAAGCAAUCUCCAGAAUAAAUCUUCGUUUCGGGUAAAUUUUUUUGUGUUUGGUGUUGGGUUGUGUAACUUGUGUUAUUGAUGGCCUAGGGUUCCCUUGUGUUGAAUAGUGUCGUGAAGUACGGAAUCUUCGGUUCGUUCGUUCGUUCCUCGAAGAGCUUCCCCAUUUUCGAGUUGUAAUCCUCUCGAAGGCGUAGAAGCAUCAGAUUUAGGGGCACGCAAGGCCCGGCGGCGUUGAAGAUAAUACCACGGAUCAAGCUUCCUCAUAGUCGUCCCAAGUCUUCUGGUUUAUAGAAAAUGGGAGACGGGUUUGAUGAUGAAGCUGAGGCUGAUCAGACGAUUUCAAUUGGGGAUUACCUCAAAGCUGUUGAAGAAGAGGAGUUGGAGGCCGAUCUGGUCCUGGGUGGUGACGAAGGCAAGGAGUGUACCUAUAACAAAGGAUAUAUCAAGAGGCAAGCAAUUUUCUCAUGUUUGACCUGCACUCCUGAUGGAAAUGCUGGUGUGUGCACAGCCUGUUCUUUAUCUUGCCAUGAAGGGCAUGAGAUUGUGGAACUAUGGACCAAAAGAAAUUUCAGGUGUGACUGUGGGAAUUCAAAAUUUGGGGAGUUCUUCUGCAAGCUCAUGGCUAACAAAGAUGUAGAGAACACUGAAAAUAAGUACAACCAUAAUUUUAAGGGUACAUACUGCACAUGUGAUCUGCCCUAUCCUGACCCCAAUGUCGAAGAACAAGUUGAGAUGAUCCAAUGCUGUAUCUGCGAGGAUUGGUUUCACGAGGAGCACAUUGGUCUUCAAUCUAAUGAUAAGAUCCCAAGAGACGAAGAGGGUGAGCCUCUCUAUGAAGAUUUUAUCUGCCAGACAUGCACCAGUCUUUGCUAUUUUCUGACUUACUAUCCUCAGAUCAUUUUAACAUCGGAUACUUCAGACACUGCAAACCAAACAGUUGGUCCUAAUGAAUCUAAUGUGAGCCACCUUGAUUUGGACACUUUUCCCAAACAAGCAGAAGCUGAAGGUGUAGUAGUAGUAGCUAAGGAAUCUCCUGAAUCCAGUGGCGUAAGUGAUAAAUGCAUUGUCGAAGACAUGAUUGGAACCCCACCGGCUACAGGCAGUGGCAAGCCAUUGUUUCUCUCCAAAAAUUGGCGGGAAGCCCUCUGUAGGUGUGGAAAAUGCACGGACAUGUAUGGCCAGAGGGGACUCGGGUUCUUGCUUGACAAUGAGGACUCCAUUGCUGAGUAUGAGGUAAUGGCGAAGCAGAAAAGAAGCGAGAAUAUGCAGAAACAAGAGGGUGCUGAGAUGAGCUUUCUCGAUAAUCUUGGUCAUGUCGAGAAGAUGGAAAUACUAAACGGAAUUGCUGACAUGAAAAAUGAGAUCUUCUCCUUCCUGGAAACCUCGGACCCUUCGAAGCCUAUAACAGCUGCAGAUGUCCACCAGGUCUUUGAGAAUCUCAGCAAGAAAAGAAAGCGCACCGGGUGAAGUUAUGGACUAAAAUAAAUGGUACGCGUAUCAAAACCUAUCUGUAUGUUGACAAUGGAUCGUAGUUUAUUAUAAUGUCUGAAUAUGGAUCGAUGCUAGUUGAACUCCUCUAUGUUAUGUAAUUACUAGUAAGUUUGGUGCAAUCUUUAUGUUCGGUUUAUGGUUGUGAGAAAAUGCCUGUCUGAUCCCGACACUCAGCUAUCUUACUACCUGUUUCGAUUCGGUUUGGUUCGAUCUUAUGCUAUGUCUGCUUUUAGCUUAAUCUAAGGAAGAUUAUUGCUUCUGUGAUUA
Andrographis paniculata is the source of this 1867-nucleotide messenger RNA. RefSeq lists its product as uncharacterized. Lineage: Eukaryota; Viridiplantae; Streptophyta; Magnoliopsida; Lamiales; Acanthaceae. Gene Ontology annotation, molecular function: zinc ion binding; ubiquitin protein ligase activity. Gene Ontology annotation, cellular component: cytoplasm. The transcript has 7 exons. The coding region runs from base 404 to 1576 and encodes 390 amino acids. The record is from RefSeq and is a predicted model, not a curated record.